This is a messenger RNA of Amoebophrya sp. A120, 12459 nucleotides long. The record is from the annotation of a GenBank genome assembly. NCBI's taxonomy places the organism in Eukaryota, Dinophyceae, Syndiniales, Amoebophryaceae.
UUUGCAUUGCGGUUCUAUUCAAAAACCCUUCCAGCAAGUUGGUAGACCACGCUGGUCGGGAUAAACUUAAACGAUCCAGCAGCACAAUAAAAGGGACGCAAGUAGAAGUAGCACGCUCGCAGGAAUUCGACGAAGUGCUAAGUUGUCUUCAAAAAUCAGAGCGGCAAAAAACUAUGGCUUCCCAGCACGGCACGGUGGCUGGCCGCAAGGUCAUUCUGGUCGGGUAUGGGAGACUCAAACGUUACUUUGUUUGAUGUAUACUUGAUUUGUCAUGCAAAAUUACCAUCAUCUUCAUCCGCCUCCGCCUCGCUUCAUAUGAUCCAUGAUUAAGCUACUUACUUCUUUCCAAUUUUGUAAUGCAAGAGGACUGGCAAGGUCACCCUUUCAUCUAUUACUAUUUUGGUAUUUUUGCGUCGCGAAUUCGUGCAACCGCUAGCAGUGUGGCGUCGUUUGGGGACUCCAUAUCGGCGACGCAGCUGUUGGAAAGACGUCGCUCGGCAAAGGUUUAUUGCUGGCUGCCUCACGACGGAGUGGAGAAAAAGCGAUCUCCGAAAAAAGUGGAAGAACUAGAAGUAGAACAGGCGUAGGGCCACUUCUAGAAGAAGCAAGUGGAAGCGCUGCAGCAUUUUCUUCAUCGUCACCUCCUAGUGAUAGUGCGGUGCUGCAUAUGAGAGUGCACAACUCGUCCCCCUCCCCGUCAUUUGUCAUGCAAAAUGCCUAGUCCACCCUUUGCCCUUUGGAACUGCUUGCGUGACAGGUUUCCGAAGGAGCCGAAACAGCACUAGAAUUGGUCGUGAAAGUGAAUGCGUCAUGCAAAAGCUGCAUCUGUGCAGCCAGCACUUGUGUUGAUGCCAUCCAAAUGUGGGACGGGAGAGGCAAUUGUUCACCCUCAUACUACAGGCUGCACGUGUCGAGGGCAGGGCCGGGCAAGACCAAGAAACUCCUCUGGGUGAUCAAGAAAAGCGUCAGGAUCACGAAAAUCUUGCAGCAGGAGCUUUCACUUCGCAAUACCAUCCCACGGAAUACCAGACGAAAACGCUGGUGUCUUCAACAACAACAUCCUCCCCCACUGCUGCAGGAUUGUUCGGUGAAGUAGAUGAAAAAACUUCUUUUCUCCUGUGCGAUUGCGGUUUCGGAGGUGACCAUGUGCACCGUGCGCUUGCCGGCUACUUUCGCGAUGCGCGGUUGGCACUGUUAGUGUACGACGUGACGAGCUUUGAGGACACAUUCGACGGUGUGAAACAUUGGCACCGGCAGAUUUUGGGAAACCCGCGGGAGUGCCCCGACUGCGUCAUGCUUGUGGUCGGUUGUAAAGCAGACGGAGUGGAGGUCGACGACCUCCAGGACGAUAAAAAUAAAGUUAAAGAUCUGCUGCAGCACGGAAAUAAUAAGACGAAUGCAGCUGUUAAAGAACAACAUUACCAGAUGCGGAACAACAAUAACUUUUGUCUGCAUGAGCAGUUGGGCCCGGUGCCUGGAGAGCUUUCCUCUGAACAAGUCGCGGAAGUUACCCCACAGAAAAAAGCAGGCAGGGGAUAUCGAUAUUAAUUUGUAAUGCCGCGAAAAAUGAAUGUAUGGGCGGCCCCGUAGCAUGCUGUCUAGGAUACGCGAUGCAGUUUUUUUUUGUGUCUCUAUUUUUGCAUUUUUACAAAUUCGACCUGCGUGCUUUUUUCUGUGUGAUACAAGUGGCGGACUUCUGCGACGAAAUGCGGUUGUUGCACUUUUUCACGUCCGCGAAAACGGGGCUUAACCUUUCGGCGCUGUUGACCCAAAUUUCCUCCCUGGUCGCGCUCACUGCGAGUAGUCCAGAAGCAGGGACGAUGACUUCGAGUGGUCCUAGCACUUGCUUGUUGCCGAACAGUGCGAGUGCCCCCGGCGUCGGGGGCACCGGUAUGACGAGAAAAGUGAACAUUCUCAGCACAGGAGGUGUUCCCAGCAGUAGAAACAAUUAUGUCUCAACUACUUCUUCCUCAUCCUCUACUUCGGCAGAACAAGCGAGGAGGAAAGAGCCAGACUUCUUAACGCAGAUGAGCAGGAAGCUGCUUUUCACCGCUCCAGUUCCGAAAAUCCUGGUUGUCGGGGGUUUUUCCGUAGGGAAAACCACGCUUAUCCAGCGGUGGCAAGAAACGGCCGGCGCGGCGGUGCCGUGUUACUUUCAGGAGUACCUGACGCUGCCCAGGAUUCUGCCGCUGCACAAGGCCACGCCCGUCAUCUUCGUCUACGACGUGACAAAGCUGGAAUCGGUGCAGUACCUGCAGCAACAACGCGGCGCGAUCUUGACCACGCUCGAGAAAAACGCCGGCCCAAUCCUGGUCCUCGGAUUGAAGUAUGACUUGGUAGAAGAACAAGCUCCUGCUGUUGCGAACCACGACAAAAAAGGACCAAGAAGACGCUCACCCUCGGACGAGGAGCAGAACGACGGAGAGAGAGCGGUAGAAGCUGGAGGUAAGGGGCAUCAAGGACACGAACACGACGACGAUCAUGAUCCCGUCGCUCGCUCGGAAAAUUAUCGACGCGUGGCGCGGGCGGCGGCGGAAUUCGCCGCCGACCUGGACGCUCCGCACGCGUGUUAUGGAAGUGUCAGGUUUGAAAUCGUAAUCGACAAAGUUGAGAUGAUUUGUCUUGCAUUUUAUGCAAGGCAUGAGUUGCCUGUCUUGCCGGGAUGGCACGUGAGGCAGAUUGUAAGCCUGUUGAGAGGUAGAAACAGAAAGGGAGCUGGCAAAGUAGCAUGACAAAAGGCGUCGCCCUUACCCAAACAGCAUGGCAAACUGGAUUUCGGUUCGAUCCAAAUUUGUCACGCGCCACGUGGAAACUGGGUUACAGCUGACAUCCAUUUUAUGCAUGACAGAUCAUUUCAACUUUGACGAUUUCGAUCCUGACAGUUCCAUACGUGUUGCAGUGCGGUCGAGAAUACGUCGCAGGAACUCUCCCUUCUGCUGCAAGCCUUUACGACGAAAUGGUAUAUAUUAAUCUACUAGUACCUCAGAUGAGCAAGUGGUCAUCGUGUCGCAACAGCUAUGAGUAAGUUACUGACUACGUGGUCCUGGCGUUUAUUUUCUAAGUAGGUGCGUUCUACUUCCAGAUGCAGAUCUGCCUAGUCAAUAUGUAAACACGACCACUGUUGACCUGCUAUUUCGCAUCCUGAUCCUUGUUGUUACCUGUUGGCUCCACGACCCAUAGCGCAAAGGUAACAGUACAAAGACAUCAGAUCUCUGACGUGCGUUCAUGUUCCGAACAAUUUUAGAAAAAAAUGGUACAACUUUCCUUCAAAACAGCACCGGCAUCGAACCUGCGACGUCGCUGCCGCUAGAAGAGCAGCGGCUUGCCGCUUUGGAGACAAAAUUGGCGCUCACGCAAAGGCAAUUUCAUGCGAACAGUAAGAAGUCCCGCGACUCGCUUGGCACUAAAAAGCACGAAGAACUACAGGUCGGAACUUGCGACCCUGCUGCUGCUGGGGCGCUACAGGCUUCGCGGCCGAUUUCCAAGCUUUCCCUUGGCGAGAUGACGGUGUCAGACUUCGGAAGUGCACGGAUGGUAUCACCUCUGCAAAAGUAAUAUCCUAAUCCUACAUGUCCUAAUCACAGUCUUGCAUAGGUGGCACAUGACGGAAGACAAAUCACCACCAUGAAAAAAUUAUCCAAACUAGAACUUUACGAGGAAAUUUCCACGAAUGAGAAAUAUGCUACUUUUGCAAUGCAUAGAUGGAGAUGCAGAUGAGCAACCCGGGUGUAAAUCUAGCGAAACCCCCCGCUCUGUGGCCGAGGUUCUCGCCGGGCAAAAUGAAUGAAAAUUCGGCGUUGAGUGGCUGUACGGGGGUCGUCGAGAGCGGUAACUCGAACAAACCCGCAGUAGACCUGUUGAACCUAGAGAAAGCGAACGAGGUCCGGUCUAGGUACCUGCAUCUCGACAAGCACAACAGAGUUAUUUCCGACGACCACGAGGGACCUGUGGCGGACCAGAGUUUUUCGCUUGCUGAAGGCGAAGAGUCACAGUCGGUGUUGACGAUCGCGCCCAGCAUGUUGCCGUCUGAGCAUGACUAUCCAAUGCUCCUGCAAAUAUAGUAUCGCUUCCUACAAUGUGGAAUCGCAGAACAAAAAUCUUCAAACUUGUGAAGAUGCUGGGUUAUUCCGGGGAGAAGAUAGAAAUCUGUCAUGCGGUAAUCAAGGCUAGUCCUAAUGCAUUUUUUAUUGUAGUGCGAGUGCGAUUACGAUACUUUUUCAGUUGAUACACAGAACGAUGACGUCGACGGAGUAUCAGGGGACCAUGCAACACGACUUCCUGCCCCGGUAAACAACAGCGACCUGGUUUUGCUCAACAACAACCUUACUUGUGCCGAACAAAGUAAAGACAUACACUUUCAUCUGCACGAGGAAAAGAUUAAUAAAUCUAAAUCGAGUACCAGGAGAAUCGAGCUGCUGAAGAAGCAGCACCUGCUCCAGAAGCAGGACAUAUCGAUACUGGACGAGGAUCUGGAGGAGGAGAACUCUUAACACACAGAAAAAAUAAAAAAAAGCUAGUAUAUCUCUUUGCGUUUGCAAUGAUGAAAAAAGAACGCACAACAUGCGCUUCCGGCAUGAGCAAUAAGCCCGACACAGCCCGCUUUUAGUGAGAUUUGCAGGUGAAGUCUGUUUGUCUAUUGAUUUUGAUUUGUUUUUGCUUCACUACAAUACUCGCUUUUCUUUGUGUUUUUCUGUGGGAUAAGUCUGCCACCGUACCCAACCCGCGCGGCACCGCGCCGCAGCCGAUUGAGUUCGAGGACGCGCCCCCGAUGUCGACGUAUUCCCUGAAAAUUAACCAUCCCCAUCCAAUUUGUCAUGCAAAACAUACAUACAAUCAUGUGUUUGUCAUGCAAAAAGUGGAUGGGGAUGGUUAAUUUUCAGGGAAUACGACGCGUCGCCCUCGAAUUUUGGUAGCGACGGGCGGUAGUACAGAGCACGAGGUUGUUGGCGCGGCGAACAACGGUAGCAAAAAAACGAUGAACCAUGGCGGCGCUGGCGUAGGAGGGCCAGAACUCUCCUUGCCGGUACUUUCACCGGCUGGCGACUUCGUAGGUGGUGCAGCAACUUCUAGCGCACAGAAUGCGCAACAAGUUCACCUGAUGUCCACUUUCACAUUGCACUCAGCCGGAGGCGCCGGAGACAAGACUAUUUCGCUUCUGCCGGCAGCAGUUGAUGAUGUAAGCGAUUGUAAUGAUGUAACUCAAGACUUUUCGUUCAUGAAUCACGAACAACUCGCCGACUCGCCCUCCCGGAAACGCGAUACUAUCCUGUACGACAGGCAAGAACUACAACCGAGGACAUCUUCUUCCGCUGAAGCGGACCACGCGAGUCGACCAGGACUGUUUGAGGACGUUGCACCUAUUGUCCCCACGACCGACGAUCAAGAUAUUACAGCAGGGAUGAUGCUUGCUGCGUUUGCGCCCGCGGCUUCAAAAAACGAUCAGCAACGAACGAAUGACGCAGACCCGGGGGCGGAUGAAGAUGAACAUGAAGAUAUUCCAAAGCGGGACGCAAAAAAUCAUGUUGAUGAGCACGCGGAAGCUCCUACAUCCGCCCAAAGAUCUAACCCAGGCUCGAAGUCGUUUACUUCUCCGAGCAAGCAACUUCUGAGCACGACAGGUGGUGGCGAAGAUCUUCCCAGUGACGGGACGACUGGCGGAGGUCUCAGGACCUCCACUUCCUCCAGCCGCGCAACGGCCUCGAAAGAGAAUGCAAACGAGGGUGGACCACAGCGGCAGCAAGGAGAAGGAAUGAAGAAUCAAGUCGAGCUAGCGGCUGCAUUAUGCCUUGGACGGUCGUUAGCAUACAGGCGGGUGAAUUUGCAGUGAAUUUGUAUUGCAUGACUUGCAUUUACUUUCAAAGAGAAUUAUGCGCUGCGUAAAGGGCUGGACACGGGCCCAAGCAGCCCACGCAGCGUGAAGGGCUGCUCGUCGCCCGGUGGCAGUUGCAGCACCGAAAGAAGUGGUCUUGCGGGGGCCCGCCGGGCUGUGUAGUGCAUAUGUAACCAAAGAAGGUGGAUCGUGGGGCUCUUGUUCAUCUGCGCGUCUGCCUCAGAAGUUCCUCUCUGGAAUGGUCGAAAGGGACGUAGGGCGACGCCUGAACACAGGGGCACUAGUUCAACACGUGCGCUCUCAUGAGUUGUGGUCGUGGCUUGGAAUUGGAUAUCUGGGAGCAGCCUCGGGUGAAAGGGAAGGCACGACUCGGCCACGGGCACUAGCUUGCUUCGCCUGCUGCUGUGCUCGGCUUACAACUCCCCAGGUGUGUUUUUGCCUCCGGAGAAAGUCUUUUUCGACGUGGCUCCCAGGUCAAGAAUUCUCUUGGUGAAUUUUGAAGGUUGUUGUUUUUGCGACACUUUUUUGAAGCCCCAAAACCCGGAGUUUCCCAUGCGCUAGCGAAUUUUGAACAGGAGCUGGAGGCCAAAACUCACCGGCGCCCUUUUCAAAAUUCACCCCAAAAUUCACCGGGCGCCCCUUUUCGACCGUGAUAAGCAAACUUUAGCGCAGAAAAGUGCUCAAGAAAGUCCGCAAAUAGGCCCUGGGAAGUGGGGCCGAGGGGAAAAAACACGCGCCCUCUGUUGCCCUGUGCCCGUCUAUAUUCUGCCGAAAAGGCCUGGAGAGCCCAGCAAGGAGAAGGAAUGAAGAAUCAAGUCGAGCUAGCGGGGGCUGCACACGUCGUCCUCGGAGCAGCACAGCCAACAUCCGACGCGGCCUCGUCCUCUGUGCAUGCGUCUGCCGCCAGCUCAGUGGAAACCACGCUGCAGCCGUUGAUUGAAAGCGCAGCGGUGCGGGAGCAACUGCGCCUGGAAAAGGAAAUGGCAGAGCUCGAUACGCGAAUGCAAAUUUGUGAUAUGUAGUUUUCAUACCCCACACGUACAAACCUAUGUAUAACUUUCACUGCAGUUGUUCAGCACUCGUGAAAGAAAAACAAGAACGAGUGCAUGAUGGUGCUGAACGUAGAUGAUGAUGAAGAUUUUAUAUCGGAAACAUAUUGUAGUUUGGUACACAAGAUGAUAAUGAUUUUGUAUCUAACAACGUGUGUGGUAUUGAAUUUUCCUCCUGAUACUGCAGGAAGCCAUUGCACGGGCGCGGCACAACGUGGCUGUGCUCAAGGCAGCGGACAGUUUGUCAGCGUCCAAGAAAAGUAGCAGCGCUAAGUCCUCGAAGCUAUGCAUUGCAAAAGGAAAAGUAUCGCAUCUACAUCUAGUAGACAUUUUUCAUGUUUUUUUUCAGAAGGAUUUUGCUAUGCUAGGGAGUUUUGUCAUGAUGCAUCAUGACUGCAAUUAGUAGUAGUACGAUUGCGAUAUGACUUUUGCACAUGAUAGAAGCUGUCCUCUACCUCCAACUCUGUCCUCGCGCCGGGGUUUUCGAAAGACAACUACGGGGAACGAGUUGUAGGUCAUCGUGGCGCCGCUGGGAAUAAGAGGCAUGCCGUCGACGAUGAGGGUAUGUUGUGUAGUAGAACAAAGGGUAUCACCAGUAGAUACAACAAAUCCGCAAGCAGCACUGCUUCCUCCUCGCGUAGAAGCCGCAGCGACGCAGGUACUAGCGCUGCCGCCGCGGCUUCGAAGUUGGCCUACAAGACCACCAAAAAUUUCCGCAAGAGCCGGUUCGUUGCUGCAACGGACGGAGUCGGAGGUCCUGCGGAGGAGCAAAAAGAACGCCACGCCGACGAGCUCCUCGUCCCGCAAGACAGCAACAGUAACUCCUCGUCCCUCAGUAUUAAACCUACGCCGCGCGGCAGCACGCCGGCCACUUCGGCCAGAGCAAGUGUGAAAGAACAGGUGAAAAACUAUGCCAGGCAGCUCGCCGGAGCCAAGUCCGAGUCCAAGGGGGCGCGGAGGACCGGUAUUGGGAGUAAUUAUCUGGGAGAUCAACAUGCACAUGCUGAAGAUCAUCUUCACACUCCUUCAUCUACUUCUGGGAGAGCAGGAUUUCAUUGCUCUCCGCGCGGCGACGGUGGAUCUUCAUUCGAAGCGGCUGGCACAGAAACAACAGAUGAGGUUGGCGCGACGAGCAAUUUCUACAUGACGACGCAUCAAAGGCCGGACGUGAUGCUAAAAAAUCAAGACCCAUCCUCAUCUUCAUCCAAAUCCAAAUCGUCGUCCUCCAUCUCCGGCGCUGCACUUGCCUCAGCCAGAAACAAUGUUCCCGAUAAUUCGGCUGCACCUCCCAAGUCGAGUGCGCGUUCGAGUUCCGGCUUGCAGAAUAGCCAGAAUCUCUUGUUCACGCGACACUCCGUCCGCGCCGAGUUGCUGGCGAGACCAACGAUGAACUCCACCGCGAAGGCGAGGAACAAAAUUGAUCAGCAGAAUCAAUACUAUCAAGAAAGUCCGGCUAAAUUAAAGCAACCUAGCUCGUCAUCAUUAUCGCCGGCAAAAGGAAAACAACAAGUUGUAGGAACAAACAAUGAUAAGCUGGCUGUGCUGCCCCCCUCUUCCGCCCAGAAGCAAACGGCAUCGAGUGCAGCAGCAGUUUCCCAAAACUUUCGUCAGUCGCGAACAAGAACAGGCGGAAAGGGAAAGAGGAGCAAUGCUGAGGCCGCCACUGGGUCUGUGCCGAAGGCCUUGCAGCGCGGACUUUGUCCCGCCGGCGGGCCGGACCAGGACUUGCGCCGUGAAUUCAGAAGAAAUUCUGCAGGACGACUAGCUCCACAUCAGCAAACGGGCUUGGGCACUGCAGUAGAGCAGGACUACCCUCCUCCUUCCUCGAGCCGCUUGAGCUCCACCCUGCGUAGCUCGAUCGUCAGCAAAUCCAGGUCGUCGACUGGGACAAAAUUAUCCCGGUCCGGAAGCAAGAGCUUCAACACGGGCGACCCGACACCCGGGGACUGGACGCAAGACAUGCGUCGCCAGUUGAGUUUUGCGCUAGGCGGCGGACCUGGUGGUCCAGGAGCUAGUGUGAAUGGUCCACCUGCUCACGGUCGUCCGUACAUGAUGGGCGGCAGCAGCUACCAGCAGAACAACAUGGUUAUGGCUCCGACCAUGAACAAGAACAACCUCGAGCAGGAGCAUGACCACCAGCACAAGCAGACGGCGCAAGAACAACUCCCUGGAGCCGCGGCACCGCACGCCGGAACAACGGCCUCAACCGCGGUCUUGCGGAACUGCGACGGGCUGGGCCUCAUCCAGUUCCAAUUUAACCCCGUGGCUCGCGGGAGCGGUGUUGCACCGAGCGUGAACAGUUCAAAUUCAUGCGGAGGUCAACACCAACAGCGAGUAGUUGUUAACACAAACAUUGCAAGCCGAGCGAGUUUGCUGAACGUGAGGAAUGUGGUGGAACACCAACAAGGCCAGCAUAGCCAUUCGAAUUCCCAAGCGCAACUUGCAGCGGACCAGACUGCUGUGACCAACGUCAUGACCGGCUCUUCUACAACGUCGGCUCUUGGUAAAAUAUUACAAGCACCAGCACUAGCUCCAUCUUUGGCCGCCCGAGAGCAGCAGCAGCAGCAGCAGCGGUCUUACCAGUUUCGGUCCUUGUCUCCGCCUCCAGGGGGGCGAUCGCUUCUGAACUGCGACAACCAGGGAACAAACGGAAAAACAUUAAACGGAGGAGCUGCAGCAUCUUCAAGCGCGCAGCCCCACAUGAAGAUGACCUCAUCUAACCCGGUUAUGAUCAACAACCUCAACACACGCGCUGGCGCACUGUCCCCUCCGAUCGCGACUCGACGCCCGGAACCCGUCCACUCGUCGCAGUCCCAAUUUCAGCCCCUGACGGUCUCCACCGGGCGUGCCUGCCGGGGUGUUGGCGGGUUUCCUGGCUCGCAGAAAGCGCUCCCACGACAGGUGUCCGCUGAGGCUCCGGAGCCGCCAGCUUUCGUGGGACCGAGGAUGAACAAAAGACAAGUAGAGACGAUGGCGGUUGUGAAGGAUAAGAAAUCUUCGAAUCAUUCUUGGAACAAAGAACAGAGCGCAGCAUCAUCGGCGACAGAUGUUGGGGGUGCAGGGAAUAUCAAGAAACCAGUACCAAAACACAAAGAAUCGUCGUCCUUUCGGACGAGAAACAGGAACGCACAAACAGGACGAGACCAUGCAGCUGUUGAUCACAAGAAAAGCUCCGGCCGCCAAUAUGGUGGGAUCAAAGCCGGCGGCGUUGGCCCCACGAGCACGACUGGGAAUGGGAAGAGCCUGUAUGGCGCUAGAAAUAACGGCAACAAGAAUAAUUCGGCCGCCGACAAUUCGCUGGAAAAUACCCAGCAAAUGUUGAUCAAAUCUGCGCGCGCGUACAGCACCCCUCCGACGUCCAGUCGCGGCGGCAGAAACGAAGACGUCGGGCAGCAGCAGCAGCAGGAUCAAAACCAGCGUCAGAAUUUUCUGCAGCAUCACGUCCAGUUGAAUUUGAACAUCCCGACUUUCCCCCAGCAGCAACAGCAACAGCCGAACAAUUUUGCAACUGGUGCGCCGAUCCUGCCAACAGGAAUAGUUCAACACCCGUCCGCUGCGCACCAGAAUGUUAACAUGUGGCACCCUGCCGCGAGAACUGGGGGAACAGUGAACAGCAUGAGCUGUCUCCAGAACACAAAUGAAGGUCGCGCGUUGGAAUUGGAACAACAACAAUUUCCGACGCAAUAUGUCAGUGCCGCCACCACGACGUCCUUUUUACACCAGCAGCUAUCCCCGCAACUGCACACACGGAACAUGAAUGCAGUAGGCGCAAGCAUCAAUAACAAUUUCCCAACGAACCAGCCAGCAGCUGGCUCGACUUUUAAGCGUUUCUGCUCCCCGCAGAUGCAAAGCCGGGCCUCUGUAGGCACGACGAACAAUCUGCACGGUCAAAACGAUCCACAACGCCAGCGCCAGAACGGCGUCUUUCGACAGAUGAGUGCGCAUCCCCGGGCGAGAGCAGUCGCAGGGACUGUUCGGGAAAAUAAAAAUCUGCAGGAGGUGGAGCUGGAGGCGGGACAUAAUGAUAUGAACGGGAAGCAAAAGCAGUUUAGCGGACAGCAGAUAAGGUACCUAAGCACGGCUAAUCUGAAGACGAGUUUUUGCAUUUUAUCCCACGCGGAUUACGCCGCGCGGGUUGGCUCUAAAGCACGGCUACGUUGUGCUUUGCUGGACAGAUCAUGGACGUGGCUGUGUUUGUCGCCCACAGUUAGUUGUAAGUAUAUGCCGCAGCGAUAUAGCAUCCGUCCGGUCUCCGUUCUGUAUGAAGAUGUAGCUGAGAGUCAGUGCGUCGAGAAGUAAAGCACUUUUUUACAGCACCACAAGUUAGUACAAAAAACCUGGUUGUGAACAAAAUCUUCAAAACAGCACCGAACCCGUGCCGCCCAUGGUUCCAGCUGGAGGGCACCUAUCAAACCACGGACCAGCAGCCGCAGGGCGAGUACCGCUUUCUUCCGGUGCCCUCUUCCCUCCGCAUGUUUUCCGGUGACCUAGUACCGGUGCUGCGGGGAGCGUAAUAAAGGAUGAACAAGAAGAUGAGCGAUGUCAGUUUUCUUAAACAUCAGAUCCGAGCUUUGAUGAAAAGAUUAACCGUUCUUCGUCGGAAGCAAGAGAUUAUGCUUGUGCAUUAUGUUGGUGCUUAGGCUUGUUUGUAGCGCACAAAAAGCAUCAGAACCAAACCUACUUGCGCGGAAUCAUGCAAAAAAGAGUUUUACAAUUUCAAGGAAACAAAGUAGUCAUCCACCAGGAAAUAAAUGAGCUUACGUUUGCAGAAGAUUGAAUCGCUUCCAUCCGAUUUCCAGAUAAACUCAAAACUUGCCGGAUAAACAUUCGAAAGAAAAUUUUGCAGUAGAGUAAUGAACUACAAAGUAUACAAAAAUUUACAUCUAUGGAGGACCAGUUCCCCGCUAGUUUGUUUCAAAUUCCGAGAAAGAUACUACACAUCGUCCAAAUCCUUCCACCUGCUCUUGCGAUGUUCUGGUGGUCGGAUUGAAGGUGGCAACUUCUAGAGCUACUACAAUAAUUUUUGUACGAAAAUACAGUCCAACACCGAAGAGAGAAUAAAAUUGGGUGCAUCUUCAUACAAAGAACUAUGAAACUUUUCACCCACGAGGAGAAUCCUAUCACGCCUCCUGAGGCAGCAGUGUAAAAUCUUGGCUUUGUUGUAUUCUCACCCACUUUAUUCAUCGUGACACUCUCAGAACUUGUUGUUACAACUGUUUCGUCCACUGUACAAUUUGUUGUUGAGCUUGAAGAACGGGCAGAAAUUUUCCCUGCUACACCAGCAAGAAGCUGACUAUUAAACUUGAGCUAUUGUUUUAUCUUUGGUGCAAUGUAUUUACCUACCAUUGAAUGCGAUUGCGCUUGGACAACAACAUCAGGGGGAUGACUUUUACCACCCCAGCUGGUGGGUGCAGCCGUUUUGCUGAUGGAUUGAUAUAAUCCCCGGCGAUGAAACAAAUCUUGCUAAUGUACCAGAAAGAGCAACAACUUCUUCUUGUGUUGCUCUGACAGCCCCGCAGGAUUGGAAACAAGGAUGAUGUGUUUUUCUUUGCCUUUCCUUGCGCACCAGCAGCACCAGAG